Molecule: messenger RNA, 1068 nt
Organism: Penicillium griseofulvum
Lineage: Eukaryota; Fungi; Ascomycota; Eurotiomycetes; Eurotiales; Aspergillaceae
Exons: 2
Coding region: 1-1068 (355 amino acids)
Biological process (GO): lipid metabolic process
Molecular function (GO): phosphoric diester hydrolase activity
Source: RefSeq, a predicted model, not a curated record
AUGUUAGGUAUCAUCCAGUUCAUCUCCAUCGCCUGUGGUAUCGUCCUUUCAUUUUUCCCGGAUGAAUACGACCGCGCAGUUCAUAAUUGGCUAGAUAGCGCCGACAGCGCAAGUACUGCAAACGACACGCGCUGGCCCACUGAUAUCUCGCGCGAUAUCAUCCCCGUUGGCUGUCACUCUCACAAUGAUUACUGGCGCCGGGUACCACUAUACUCCGCACUGCAAGCAGGAUGCAUAGGCGUCGAAGCCGAUGUCUGGCUCUUUGAUGACGAGCUUUACGUCGGCCACACCAAAUCGUCUCUGACAGAGCGCUUAACCUUGCAAUCCAUGUACAUUGACCCGCUAGUAACUAUCCUCGAGCGCCAGAACCCAACUACCAGAUUCCACCAGCGAGGCGACGGUCCUAUGCACGGCGUCUUUGAAACAGACCCGGCCCAGACCCUAAUCCUCCUAAUCGACUUUAAAACAGCAGGCCCGGCAACCUGGCACGCCGUCACAAAGCACCUCGCACCGCUCCGUGACCGCGGCUACCUAACCCACUUCAACGGUGACGAGGUCAUUCAGCGCCCCAUCACCGUCGUCGGAACGGGAAAUACGCCCUUUGACCUCGUUGCCGCAAAUAUCACCUACCGCGAUAUCUUCUUCGACGCCCCGCUCGAUAAGCUCGUCGACGCCGACCAACCAGAUGAAGCCCAGACAGACGCAGUCCUCUUCCAACGUACAGAUCUCGGCCAAGGCCAAUCUGGCAUGCCAGCUAUUAUCACUGCAUCCACUUUCAACACUUCGAACAGCUUCUAUGCCUCUGUGUCUUUCAAAAAGGCAAUCGGCCGUCCCUGGCCUUUCCACUUCACGCAGACCCAAAUGCGCCGCAUCCGAGACCAGGUGCGCAUUGCACACCAGCAUGGCUUGAAAGUCCGCUACUGGGCACUGCCGAGUUGGCCUCGUAGUCUGCGGAAUCAUAUCUGGCGCGUUCUUGCGCAAGAAGGUGUUGAUAUUCUGAAUGUUGAUGAUCUAAUCAGUGCUACUAAGGGGGACUGGAAUACGCGGGUCUUCGAUUGGUGGCCGUGA